Molecule: messenger RNA, 1732 nt
Organism: Tilletiopsis washingtonensis
Lineage: Eukaryota; Fungi; Basidiomycota; Exobasidiomycetes; Entylomatales
Product: DEAD-domain-containing protein
Exons: 4
Coding region: 24-1607 (527 amino acids)
Molecular function (GO): RNA helicase activity; nucleic acid binding; ATP binding
Source: RefSeq, a predicted model, not a curated record
CAUCACUCCCCUCACCUGCAGCCAUGGCCUCGCCGCAGCCCGCUGCAUCCACCUCGGCGCCGCCUGCGCCCGCCGUGCGCUCCUUCGCCGCCCUCGGCCUGGCGCCGCCGCUCGUGCGCGCCCUCGCCGCCCUCGCCAUCACCGUGCCGACGCCGGUGCAGGCUCAGGCGCUGCCGCUCCUUCUCGGCGGCAGCAGCAGCGCAAAGGGCAAGGCCAAGGGCGCCGCCGCCGCAGCCUCUCUCUCCGCGCCGCGCGCCUGCGACCUCAUCGCCGGCUCGCCGACGGGCUCCGGCAAGACGCUGGCCUUUGCGCUGCCCAUCCUCGCCGCCCUGGCGCGCGACCCCGUCGCCGGCGCCGCCGUCGUGCUCACGCCGACGCGCGAGCUGGCCGCGCAGCUGCACGAGCAGCUCGCCGCCGUCGCCGCGGGCGCGCGCCAGGGGCUGCGCGUGCAGCUCGUGCAGGGCGGCGUCGACAUGAUGCGCCAGGCACACGAGCUCGCCGCGCGCCCGCACAUCGUCGUCGCCACGCCCGGACGCCUGGCCGACCUGCUCGGCAAUGCCGACGCGCAGGUGCUGGGGCGCUGCAAGUUUGUCGUGCUCGACGAGGCCGACCGGCUGCUCACGCCGACGUUCUCCGACGCGCUCGCCGCCAUCUUUGCCGCUCUGCCGCCGGCCGCGCUGCGGCAGACGCUGCUCUUCUCCGCCACGCUCACGCCCGAGAUUGAGGCGCUGGCGACGCGCCCGCGCGGCGCAGACGAGCGGCCCCUCGAGGUGCUGAAGAUCGAGGGCAGCACGACAACUCCGCCACAGCUCGAGCAGCUGUACAUCUUUGUGCCGUCGCACAUGCGCGAGCCGUACCUCUUCCACCUACUCAUGCAUCCUCCGGGCUUCGACGACGACGACGACGACGACGACGACUCGGACUCCGAAGGCGGCUCCGACGCCGGCUCGUCGCUCGUGCCGACGAUCAUCUUCGUUUCGCGCGUGCGCACCGCCGCGCUGCUGGCACGCAUGCUUGCGGAGUUGGGCGUGCCCUGUCUCGCGCUGCACUCGUCGCUCUCGCAGGCGGCGCGCGCCGAGAAUCUCACGGCGUUUCGCGCGGGCAAGGUGCCGCUGCUCAUCACGACCGACGUCGGCUCGCGCGGCCUCGACGUGCCCGAGGUGCAGCUCGUCGUCAACUGGGACCUGCCGCGCGACUGGCGCGACUACGUGCACCGCGUAGGUCGCACGGCUCGUGCGGGACGCGAGGGCACGGCGGUGAGCUUCGUGGGCGAGCGGGAUGUCGAGCUGCUCAAGGGCAUCGAAGAGGCCAUCAGUGGGUUUUUGGAGCAGUCCGUCUCGCGCUGCAACGUGCGCACACUGAUGCACUUUCUGGCAGACGUGACCAUGACGGAGCACGAAAUGCCCGAAGAAGAGGUGCUCGAGCGUCUCAAUGCAGUAUCGACCGCUAAGCGCGUCGCAGCUAUGGAACUGCACGACACGCACUUUGGCGAGCGGCAAGAGGCGCACAAGAAGAAGGCCGCGGCCGCGCUGGGUGCCAGUGCGGACGCGCAGCGGCGAAAGAGCAAGAAGAAGGCCGCCUCUAGCGAGAAGCAGCGCAAGGAGUAGCGCGUGAUGGCGCUCGUUCCUCUACAUCCACUUAGACUGCUCACUCACUGGUCCCACCCUCACUGUCACGCAUCCUCUGUACCACUAGCUCGGCAACAUCUCACAAUUACAACGUCAUCGCCCCC